AUGGAUAAUUACUAUACAUGUGUUUUUAGCCAAGCAAGAUAUAGCGACCAACAAAGAGAAAAACAGAUACCAGAAUUUAUAAUCGAAAACAAAAAAAAAUGUCAAUUUUUUUUCUUACCCAAAUACCCAAUUAUACAAUUAGAAGAGCAAUUAGUGCUUAAAGAUGGCAAUGAAAUUUCAAAAGAUCUCUUUAUAUGCCCAAUUUGCCAAGAUUUAAUGACCUCUGUUUUACAAUGCGAGUAUUGUUCAAAUAUAUGCUGUUUUAACUGCUGGGAAAAAUUGAUAUCAUCAAAUAGACCAAAAUGCUUUUUUUGUAGACACUAUGGUAUUACUAUAAAAAAAUUACACAAUAAUUUAUUUUAUAAAAAAAUAUUCGAUCAAUUAAUGUUUAAAUGUUGUAAUCAAGAUUGUAAUUUAAUGUUUCCUUAUGACCAUUACUACUAUCACUGCUGCAAUAAGUGUGAACAUAGAUUGUUAUCGUGUGGUUUGUGUAAUCAAACAUUAAAAUAUAGUAAAAUAGAAACCCAUGUGGAUGAAUGUCUUAAAGUAGAUGGAAAAUGUAGUUAUUGUAACAAAAAAAUGGACAGAGUUUCUUUUAUUAACAACCAUCAUGACAAAAUCUGUCCCAAAUUUAAAUUAAAUUUGUAG
Messenger RNA from Dictyostelium purpureum, 648 nucleotides. RefSeq lists its product as uncharacterized. The transcript has 2 exons. The coding region runs from base 1 to 648 and encodes 215 amino acids. The record is from RefSeq and is a predicted model, not a curated record. Lineage: Eukaryota; Evosea; Eumycetozoa; Dictyosteliales; Dictyosteliaceae.